Tetrahymena thermophila SB210 is the source of this 1083-nucleotide messenger RNA. RefSeq lists its product as hypothetical. The record is from RefSeq and is a predicted model, not a curated record. The transcript has a single exon. NCBI's taxonomy places the organism in Eukaryota, Ciliophora, Oligohymenophorea, Hymenostomatida, Tetrahymenidae.
AUGAAUACGAUACAAAAGAUCUUUGAUUUAUUAAAAAAAUUGGAUCUUCCCUACUGCUCUGAAAGCGACCACUUUGAUUCCCCACUUACUGAUAUAGGUCUCUACAAUUCUGGCAAUUAUACCUAAUAAUUGAGGUCUUCAUAGUAGCUUAAUCUUAGGAAAAAUGAAAUCCAAAGUAUGGAGAGUGAAUUAAUCCAUUAAAAUGGGUGCCUUCUUCAAUAAGACAUUUAACUCUAACUACUUUGCCCUAUAUGUAGGUAUAACAUAGAAGAUAACUAACAAUCUCAGCAAAGACCUUUUGAUAUAAUCCCUAUUAAAAUGUUCCUUAAAAACAUUAUAUAAUCUUUAAACAAUAAGAUUGAAAAUAGAUAAAAGCAGUCAGAUAAAUUUAUUGAAAGUAUAAAACUUUAAUUGAAAGACGUUAAAAUUAUCCGCAAAAUGUGCCAUAUAAUUGAAUAAAAGUUAUAAGGAGUGCUUUAAUCUUAUGAAUCUGUAAUCUAAAUGAGAGAAAAGUCAGAACUCUCAAUUGAAAAAUUAAUUUGUUAAAUGCUUGAGAAAUAGACUAAGGAAUAGUCUUUCUAAAGCCUCAUAUUUUCAUUAUAAGAAUAAUGCGCAAUUCAAGUUGAUUCUAUUUCUUCAACUUACCAAAUUACAAUCAAAACUGAGCAAAAUUAAAACAAGUUGUUAUUUAACUAGUACAUUUCAAAAAUGCUUGAAUGCUCAACACAAAUAGUUGAUGAAAUUAAAAAAUCUCUUUAAUAAAAUAUUCAUGAAUUUGAUUAGAGUGAAUCUAUCUCUUAACUCUUUGACCAAAUAAAAAAAGAAAAUGAUGAACUUCAUUCCAAUUUUUAAAUUAAUUAAAGCUGUUCUGAAAAAAAUAACUUUUCAACUUCUUCUAUGAAAUAAAGUGAAAUUUCAACAUAAAGUAAAUAUCAUUUCAAAGAAGAAUUAAAUAAAUUCGAAAUUCUUAAUAAACAAACUGAAAAUUUUCUGCUAAAUAUCAAUUAAACAAAAAAUUAAACUCAAAAUUAAUUUUAAACAUUAGAAGAUAAAUUUCCAAAAAUAAUAAUUACCCAUAACUGA